UUUCCCGUCGCUGCAGGUCCCCGUUAGGACCUCGCAAAAAGUACACUCUUUCUUCAGAUCUUCUCAACAACCACCUUUCCCUUAGCUCCAACUGUGUAAUAACUCCUCGACAUGCCGGCCACCUCGACUCACGUUAAUGGACAUUUGGGCUCGCAUACCCUGGAGCAAUCGCCACCGCAGACACCAUCUUCACCGGGAAUACACUCGGCAGGUUGGAGAUCACUCCUUCGACUGGGCAAUCAGUCCAGCAAGAGGCUCGUCAGCGGCUCCACGCUCACGCUCGAUACCAACACGCUGGCAUCCGAGGCUACGUCCGCAACUCUCGCUCCUUUAUCUCCUAAUCCUGCUGUGCCGUCAGACCACUCGUCAUAUCACUCGUCGUUAUCAACAGACUCGAACAGCAGGCCGUCCAAGAACUCCUCACUGCGCACGCCAAGCACGCCGUCGUAUGUCUCACAGACCGUAGGCGAAGGAGAUGAGACGAUUAAAGGCAGCGGAAGAGCUCGGCCGCAGCCCAAGGCGAAGUCGAAUGGCAAUACAAAAGCGCCUCUGACUGCGAGUCCGUCGCAAAUGUCAUUUGCACCCCCCACGCCCUCUCGCUCGGGUCCUCUAUCGCCCAAGGCCUUUGGUGCCAACGCGACACGCUUCAUCCGCCGCGUGGCCUCUGCACCCAACGCCAAAGGCCUUUUCAGCCUCGGCUCGCGCUCAGGGUCGGGCGCGACCACGAAGAACGGCCUUCUCGCGCCUAGCGACAUGAUGCCGUCGCAACCGGAGCACGAGGGCAGCUCGCUCGAGACGAUCUCGUCCACCUCCUCGCGCGGACGCCCUACGCGGACUGCGCGGGCGAACAGCAGCAACGCGGUGCCCAAGACCAAGGAUCGCAUCACGAAUGCGAACGGCGACGGCCCAGGGAAAAUUACCUUCCGGCGGACGUACUCCAGCCAUUCGAUCAAGGUGCGGCAGGUGGAGGUCGGGCCCGGCAGCUUCCAAAAGAUCAAGAUGCUCGGCAGAGGCGACGUCGGCAAGGUGUACCUGGUGCGAGAGAAGAAGAGCGGAAAACUUUUUGCGAUGAAAGUGCUUUCCAAGAAGGAGAUGAUUGAGCGCAAGAAGAUUAAGCGUGCGCUCACAGAACAAGAGAUCCUCGCCACGGCCAACCAUCCGUUCAUCGUGACCCUGUACCACUCCUUCCAGUCAGAGCAGUAUCUGUACUUCUGCAUGGAGUACUGCAUGGGUGGCGAGUUCUUCCGCGCACUGCAAUCUCGGCCUGGCAAGUGCCUGUCUGAGGAUGGCUCACGGUUUUACGCCGCUGAGGUUACUGCCGCGCUCGAAUACCUGCACCUAAUGGGCUUUAUCUACCGGGACCUCAAGCCGGAAAACAUUCUUUUGCACCAGUCUGGACACAUCAUGUUGUCGGAUUUCGACCUGGCAAAGCGGUCGGGCGUCUCCGGCGGUCGGCCAGCGACCAUCCACCAGGAAGAGAACGGCAUACCAUUAAUCGAUACGCGGUCUUGUACUGCCGACUUCCGUACUAACUCCUUCGUCGGAACAGAAGAGUACAUCGCUCCUGAGGUCAUUCAGACCGCCGGCCAUACGUCAGCGGUAGAUUGGUGGACCCUCGGCAUCCUCAUCUACGAGAUGAUCUACGCGACUACUCCGUUCAAGGGCGCAGAACGCAACGACACCUUCCACAGUAUCAUGCACGUCCCAGUCUCUUUCCGGGACACUCCCAAAGUAUCGGCGUCCUGCAAGGACAUCAUCUCGCGUCUUCUGGACAAGCGAGAAACAACACGCUUAGGUAGCAAGAGCGGCGCCUCGGAGGUGAAGCAGCACAAGUGGUUCUCGAAGAUUAACUGGGGUCUCCUCCGCAACACGCAGCCGCCGAUCGUGCCGACGGCCUCGAAUGGUGUAGAUGCCGUUAAUUUCCGGCAAAUUCGCGAGUCGGACUCGCUGCACCUUGAGCGGCAGCACACCCACAUCCCGGGCUCGCCGAAUAUCAAAGGCGUCGCGGGUGCAGGCGGCGUACCGGGCACACCGGGCCUCGACGACGGCAUAGAGCCCCCUCCACCCGAGGUCGACCUCUUCGGCGCGUUCAACAGCAUCACACUACACUAUGACGGCGAGGACGAGUGCUGAGUGACUCGCCUGCGCGACGCCAGACGCGCCAUUUUCGUUCUGGACUGUGGUAGUUCUUCUCAUGGGAUCUCGUUCGCAUCUUUUGAUCUCUCUUAGUCCUCUCAUCCUUUACAAUCUCGCUCGUGUCCGCUGCUCUUUUCUCUCUCUCAUUCUCUCUCAUUCUCUCAUUCUCUCACCUCCGCUUUCCUCGGGAUGACAAUUUGCGUGUGUUAUAUAUGCUUCUCCGUUGCUCGCUCAUCAAUGCUUGUUUAUUCCCAGCCCCGCGCGUCGUACUUCACCCCUCCCUCACGGGCCUGGGCAGGCGGCUCCAGGGGGCUGGUGCUCGUUCAUACCACUCAACUCUCCUUUCUUAGUGACACUGUACCAUCACAUCCUGCAUUCUUUUUUCCCUAGUUACUGCGCUGGCGUUGCAAUCUCCACAAUCGCUUUUCGGUCGUCAUCUUUCAUCACUAUACCUAUUACGCUACUCAUCACAAACCAUUAAAUGGAUUUCUGCAAGUUGCACAUAGAGGUUC
Phanerochaete carnosa HHB-10118-sp is the source of this 2648-nucleotide messenger RNA. RefSeq lists its product as uncharacterized. Gene Ontology annotation, biological process: protein phosphorylation. Bases 112 to 2133 code for a protein of 673 amino acids. Gene Ontology annotation, cellular component: cytoplasm; plasma membrane; nucleus. The record is from RefSeq and is a predicted model, not a curated record. NCBI's taxonomy places the organism in Eukaryota, Fungi, Basidiomycota, Agaricomycetes, Polyporales, Phanerochaetaceae. The transcript is spliced from 8 exons. Gene Ontology annotation, molecular function: protein serine/threonine kinase activity; ATP binding.